Vitrella brassicaformis is the source of this 351-nucleotide messenger RNA. The record is from the annotation of a GenBank genome assembly. Lineage: Eukaryota; Vitrellaceae.
UCAGGUGGGUCGGCGUCCCUUGCGAGAGCGGAGCUGCAUGUGUCGUGGAGCAGCGAGUGGAGCAGCGAGUGGAUUGGCAAGGGCGGCCAGAGCGUUGGCGAGGGCGAGCAUGGGGUUGCUGAGGGCAUUCGGCUGGAGGGCAGCCACUGCCUGUGCAGCUGUGAGCUGGUCGACUGGGGUGCUGCCCACCGAUGGCAUGCUCGUGCUCAACCCCUCCGUCUCGUCGUCCCCUUCCUCCUCUUCCUGCUCAUCUUCGUCCCUUCCGUCCUCAUCGUCACGAUCGUCCUGUGUGGCUGCUAUGGUAGCGGGCUGCUGCAACGAUGCAAGCAGUGCGGGGGUCGUCAUGGCCAU